AUGAUGGAGAGAAUGCACCUUAAUGGCCUUGAUAUAGGCAUUCUGGUGAUAUACUUUGUAGGAAUUUUCGGCGCUGGCAUUUAUGCUAUGUUCCGGGCUAACAGAAAUUCAGUCAAUGGUUAUUUUUUGGCUGGCCGCUUCAUGACAUGGCUUCCGGUCGGUGCAUCACUUUUUGCCAGUAAUAUUGGAAGCGAACAUUUUAUUGGUCUCGCCGGUUCAGGAGCUGCGAAUGGGAUCGCUGUGGGAGCCUUUGAGUUCAAUGCUGCAGUGCUCCUUCAACUCCUUGGCUGGGUGUUUUUACCGGUGUAUCUGGCAAGUGGAUCAGUUACGCUUCCGGAGUAUAUGAAAAGGCGUUUUGGUGGAAGGAGGAUUCAACUCUAUUUGACGCUUUUAUCCCUAAUUUUGUACAUAUUCACAAAGAUAUCUGUUAAUUUGUACUCCGGUGGUCUGGCUGCAGUUUUAUACACGGACUUGGUACAGUGCAUUGUCAUGUUGGCUGGAGCAAUAAUUCUUACAGCCCUUGGCUUCUAUCAAAUCGGCGGCUUUCCGGGCCUUCUGGCCUCAUACGGCAAGGCAAUUAACCCAAUAAACGCUACUGACCAAGACGGCGCUGACCUGCUGGUAAACCUCUCCACCCUAGUCUCAUCCACGGUCAAUGCGACUGGUUUGCCGCCGACGGUCUCUGAGCUGGCCAAAUUGCCGAAUGUAUCGAGCGAAUUCACAUGUCGACUGCCCUCUGCAAAGGCCUUUGUGAUGCUACGCGAUGUCAGCGACUCUGAGAUGCCUUGGCUGGGCUUCCUCCUGGGUCAGACUCCCGCCUCCAUUUGGUACUGGUGCGCUGAUCAGAUGAUGGUUCAGCGAGUUUUGUCUGCCAAGAGCCUCUCGCAUGCACAGGGCGCUACUCUCAUGGCUGGAUUGAUCAAACUCUUUCCCAUUUACAUUAUGAUUAUGCCCGGAAUGAUCAGUCGUGUGCUUUAUCCGAGUACCGUUGGUUGCGGAACACCUGAAGCUUGUGCUAAAGUCUGCAACAACAGACACGGAUGCAGCGACUGGGCUUACCCAAAACUGGUCAUGGGUGUACUGCCUCAGGGUCUUCGCGGAUUGAUGCUUGCGGUGAUGCUGGCAGCCCUUAUGUCCGAUUUAACAUCCAUCUUCAAUUCUGCUAGCACCUUAUUCACCUGCGACAUAUACUCUCACAUUCGCAAAUCCGCGGGCAAUCGUGAACUUAUGAUUGUCGGACGGUACGUCAGUUCAUGCCUAUUUAGUACUUGUGACUGUUUGUGUCCAGGAUGGACGAUGAACCAGUUUAAUGGAAAACCAGCCAUUGUCACAGUUUUGACCGAAGAAAUUCGACUUAGCUUCUAG
Molecule: messenger RNA, 1365 nt
Organism: Dibothriocephalus latus
Lineage: Eukaryota; Metazoa; Platyhelminthes; Cestoda; Diphyllobothriidea; Diphyllobothriidae
Source: the annotation of a GenBank genome assembly